Eurytemora carolleeae is the source of this 650-nucleotide messenger RNA. RefSeq names its product vitellogenin receptor. The transcript has 9 exons. The record is from RefSeq and is a predicted model, not a curated record. The coding region runs from base 46 to 618 and encodes 190 amino acids. Gene Ontology annotation, molecular function: protein binding. Lineage: Eukaryota; Metazoa; Arthropoda; Copepoda; Calanoida; Temoridae.
AUAAAAAUGAAUGCGGGAGAAAAGAGUAAAUGAGGGAUCAGCUCAAUGAGAGGAUUAUCUGCAACCUGGUUUAUUAGUCUCCACCUUGGAAUAGGUCACGCAAUUGAGUGUGAUUUGGACCAAUACAAAUGCAGAAAUGAAAACGCCGACAUACUUGCAAUAAAUGAGUGGAAUAGAGAAGCUGCCAACUGCAUUCCGAUGAGAAAAAGAUGUGAUGGAAGGCAUGAUUGUCAGGACGGCUCUGAUGAAUUUGAAUGUAAAUUCUUGGAACAGGAGCAAGGACGACAUUUCUUGUGUUUUGAGGGAUUCAAUAAUAACUUGAGGUCUACUGACUGUAUAGAUAAAGACAGAAGAAAUGGUAAUGGUGAGAAGAAGUGGUCUGUAUCUGAGAGUCCGGAGUGGGUCUGCGCUAAAUUCAAAUUCACAAAUGGGACAGUUCUCAGAGCUUGUGAGAAAACCUAUACAGGGGGAGAGAAGUUCUCAGUCUGCUUCUGGAGCAGUAAGAGCGGAACCAAAUGUAUUUGUUCCUCACAGCUUUGCAACAGUUCUCGGUCACUUCAGUUCUUCGAGUUCUUCUCUUUUAUAUAUAUUCUAAUCAUUUAUAUUUUAAACAGUUAACAAGCCCACCCUCAACCAAGGUUAUAAUGCAA